GUGCUACUGUUUACAUGUGAAUGACACCGUCCAGCCGGCCCCAGCCAAGCAGAGAGCUCAGAGACAGGUUGCAGUCCUGCGGGGAGAUGCCUUCCCUGCACCACGGAGCAAUCUUCGUCGGAGCCUUCCUCAUUGUGACCGGGGGCUCCACAGCCUUCCUGGCCUCCUACCAGAGCCGCCUGCAGGCUUUCUCGCUGUGCUGUGUGGUGCUGGGGGUGGUCAUGCUCAUCCUGGGACUCUUCUGGGCCAUGAACAGCAAAAAUGUAGCGAACUACAACCACCGGGAUUUCGACCCGGACUGUCCCCAUUACCCUUACAACGACUACUCCAACUACUCCAGCCAUGCUCUCUUCUCUCCUCAGCUGACUCGGUUCCCAGAGUCCCAGUCCGUGUUUCUGCCCAGGACGAUGGAGAGCCAGAGGAACGCUACUCGUGGCGAAGAUUUCGACUAUCCACCCAUGGACUGUGGCGGGUUAAGCCCAGCACCUCGCCCUCCACCGUGGCAGGAACCCCCGCCUCCGUAUGAGGUCGCCAUCAAAACCACCUGUAGCUCUACACACCUGCGGCGUGCAUAUUCAGACACACACCUGGCAACAGAGCCCUUGUUUGGACAGUCGAGAGAGAUUAGCUUUGAGGUGUGACACGCCCUCUUCUCUUCUAAAUGGGCAUAAAUUUGAUGCUAGCUCCUACCCUUUGUGAUUCAUUUGAAGCCCACUUCUCUCUGGUUUACUGCAUGUUUUUCCUACGUUAAAUACGUCAAACAUGAUUAAAGCUAGUUCGAGGUCAUUUGGGCAAAACAAAGCGUUGUAAGCCAACAUUUCAACAAUUUGCUAACAAAUACUGAGCUAGCUUAAAUAUCAUUCUUACAUUCCAAACUGAGCACUACAUUGUUUUUCUAGGGAUCAUUCUAGGAUGAUUUGUAUCAUAAAACAUGUAUUAGAGAUAAUAUUAUUACAAAUUAAGUAUGAACUGAGAAGCAGCUACAGCAUGUUAGUCUAGCUUAGCAAAACACAGCGACGAGGUGAGUUUUAAUGAUGGCUGGGUAACAAAAGGUAACCCAUGUAAUGGUGACAUUCCUACUGAAUUUAUUUUUUUUAUUUAAUCUUUUUUCAGUGAAUAUCAAUUCUGAAGCUAGAAGCUUUAAUGAACCAGGACCGUUCACCUCUAUUUGCAUGAGGCUAAAUCAUUUAAAGGGAGCAAAGCCUCAAUCAUACAUACCACUGAGACUUUAAUGCAGCUUAAAUGAUUAAAGUAAGAAAUUACAGACCUUAACUUUUCUGACUGAAACUAUAAUACUUUUCUUUAAGCUUAAUGUAGGGUUUUAAAACUACAGCGCGUGGGGAAGAAUGGAGAUUGAUUCACUUUUGGAGCUAGAUUUAAGGGGACAUUUUGAGGAAAUACUUUUUAUUUUAUCCCUCUCCCAAUCUAAAAGAGGAUCACAAAAGACUGCGCAAAAAUUUUAACAUUUUGUAGUGUAUAAUGUAAUGUCUGGUGUUUUCCCACAUAUAAUGUGAUACAUAGCCAUCACAAUUAAACUGAAAAAGUUACAGAUUUCCUCGAAGGUGUUGGAAAGACGAUAAAAGAUGCAAUAUUCUAGUUGCAUAAGUGUAACCAAGCCUUUUAUAGUAAUUAUUUGAAGCUUGUUUUGACUCAGCUUCAGCAUUUAGUCUUUUGCACGAGUCUGUCAGCAUCCAACAUUUUGACUUGCCAAAAUUUGCCCACUCUACCUUCUGAUCCUGCUAACAUUUUCAGAGUCUCUCAGAUUGUCAAGUUCCUGUCAAGUUUACUUCUAGGUUUUGGCUUACCCAUUCCAAAUCGUUAAUGUUCACCUCAUAAAACAUUCGUAUGUGGAUUUGGAUAUAUAUUUUGCAUAAGAGGGGUGUGUGCUUUCUUGACCCGCUGUACAGCCAAGCUGAGGCUUACCAUGUUUAUCACUUACGCUUUAAAUCAGCAACUAUACAGCUUGAGGACUUCCAGAAGCACAUAGAUCAAAUGUUUGGUAAUGAAUGUAAAGAAAGCCAAAGAUAUCGAUUAAUGCCAAUCAAAGAAACUUGACUCUUUUUUUUUAUCUCUCUUCAAAUCAAAUUGAAACAAUCUCAUGAUACAAAGAACUUAGCAUCUGGCUUAGUUGCAGAAAAUUUGACAGAUAUAACAAUAGGGGUUUUUUUUGUUGUGAUUUGCAGCUUUUCAACAGCAAAUCAAAAAAGGUUGUUAACCUUGUUGGUCACACUUUGGCUGAAAAGAGUUAGCAGUGAUGGAGACCUUGUCACAAAAUACCAACAUUCACAGGAAUUCAGGAAAAAGAAGUUUGACGGACGGUUGUUUUCUAGGUAAAUACCGUCCUUGAAGUUGCAGCAAACCUUUACGUGCCGAGCUUUGACAAUCACUUUGGGUUUGAUGGGAAAACAUCAGCAGCUGAAAUGGUGUUAACUUCCAUCAAUUGCCUUAUAGCGGCAGAAGCAAGCAGAAGGUACAAAAACCUGCUUUAACUCAACAAACACUUGUGCACGCUUACUUUCUAGGAUUUACCAGCUGACUGAUUUUUUUUAAUUCUUAUUUUCUAACCUGCAAAGUUGUACGUUUGUCUUUUUUUUUUGUGAAAAAAAGAAAAAUCUUGAAAAAAUGCUUGCCUCGUUUUUUUCAUUUGUGUGCUGAGCUUAUUGUCCUCCUCAUUGUGCUGGAAGCUUGGGAACACUGACUCAUCUGACCAUAUGUGCUUCCAUGUGCUCAACAGACCACUGCCCUUCUUUGGCGUAGCAUCCUCUGCUUUUAAAUAUUACAACAUGGCCGACUGCAGUGCUUUUGUUUUUGUUGUUUAAUUUUUUUUUCCAUUUUAAAGAACGACACCAGAGUGGUUGAGUUUUAAUCAGUUUUCGAGGUACGAUCUUCUUUCAAAGACCUUUAUCGCUAACGUUGCGACGUGGAAAUGAACUUGUACGCGUCGUGUUUAUUGUUUACUUGUUUAUGUAAAUAUGUGCUUCAUUUCUGCACAAAAGCUAAAAGCAUCAACUGGAAACCAUUAUCUUAGGUCAUAAGACAAACGAUUCAGACGGAGUUACAAUUGUGGAAAAAAAAAAAAAAAAAGGUUUGUCCAAGCAGGCAAAAAAAAAACUCUUGGAGGUUUUCUGGACGGCUGAGUGCAUAAUACUGCCAUCACCCUACGUUGCACUAUUCAUUGUAAAUAGUGCAAUGAAUAGUGCACCAUUCAUUGCACUAUUGUAAAGGAAGAAACUGCACUGCACUCCUCUGUUCUCUGACUGAACAAGCACAAUAAAUGCAGCCUGUUGGACUCACAGCAGAAGAGACAAAAUUACUGUGUGUGCAUGUUUAAUUUGUCUUAUUAUUAUUAUUAGUAGUGAGAAAAUGCAAGUGAACAUCUAUGUCAGAUCAUGUGAGAGUGUAUUAAUUUUUCUUAAAUAAAACAUGUGGAUGGAA
Messenger RNA from Poecilia reticulata (guppy), 3435 nucleotides. RefSeq lists its product as uncharacterized. The record is from RefSeq and is a predicted model, not a curated record. NCBI's taxonomy places the organism in Eukaryota, Metazoa, Chordata, Actinopteri, Cyprinodontiformes, Poeciliidae.